AUGAAAUCUUUGAUGGCUAGUGAUAUUUUAAUGCAGUAUCCCAAUCACAACAAGCCCUUUGAACCCUACACUGAUGCUUUGGCCUAUCAAAUGGGAACCGUGAUCAUGCAAGACAAAAAGCCAGUGGCGUACUGGAGUCGCAAACUCAAUGAUGCUCAAAAGAAUUAUUCUGUCAUGGAAAAAGAAAUGUUGGGUAUUGUGCAUUGCUUGAAAGAGUUUCGCUCAAUGCUUUAUGGUACGCAAUUGACUAUUUUUACAGAUCACAAAAAUUUCACUUUCCGCAUGAUGAAUACACAACGCGUUUUAUGCUGGCAAAUGUACAUGGGAGAAUUUUCGCCUACGUUUAACUAUUUGCCUGGUAAAGAUAAUGUUUUGGCCAACUGUUCCUUGCAUUUACCGCAAAUGGAGAAACUGUCUGAGGGGAAGAGUUCGUUUUCUAAAGGUAAAUUGAUCGCAUUUGACAAACUCAAUGUCAAAAUGGAUCCUGAGGAUGAAAUGUAUUCUUUCGAAGAAGAAGUUCUUCUUCCUCCUCCAACUGAAGCGGAAUUCAAUCGUACCUUCAAAUGUCCUUUCUCCUGUUGCCAAGAUGGUGACCAUGGACAUGGUGCAAUUGAAAAUGAUGAGAUGCUUGAAUCAUUUUUGAAUCAUCCUCCAUUGGAAGUUAUGCCAAAUCCAAUCACCAUGGCAAACAUUCAACAACAUCAGCUCCAGGAUGUUGCCCUCAUUCAAAAAUCGCAAGAUGCAGCAACUUGGGCUCAAUAUCCCAUCAUGCAAAUUGACAAUCGGAAUGUGAUCUGCUACUGUGCAAAUUUGAAUAAACCUAACAAAUGGAGAAUUCACUUGCCUGAAACUUUUGUUGCUCCAGUGAUUGUAUGGUAUCAGUUGGUACUUGGACAUCGAGGUACUACCUCUUUGUACAAUAAAAUCGUCCGACAGUUCUAUGCUCCUGCUUUGAAAAGAAAAGUUGAAUCCCUCAGAUGUGAAGUUUGCCAAGUGAAUAAAAAUGUGAACAUUCAAUUCAGACAUCUGCCUGAAAGACAUGCAGAUUUAGUCCUGUGGUUUUCUGUGGCUGUGGAUUUAAUUGGACCUUGGAAAAUCAAGGUCAUUGGUAUAGACAUUGAAUUCAAUGCGCUCACUUGUAUUUAUCCUGUGACAAAUCUCACUGAACUUUCACACAUUGAGAACAAAACUUCAGCCCACAUCACAAAUGUCUUCGAGAAUCUAUGGCUUUCUCGAUAUCCAAAACCCUACAAGUGCACUCACGAUCAAAGCGGCAAAUCCAUUGGUCACAACUUUCAGUUGAAACUACAGCAGUGGGGAAUUCACGAUGCAUUGGCGACAAGCAAGAAUCCAACUGCCAAUGCUAUCUGUGAACGUAUGCAUCAAACUGUUGGCAACAUCCUACGAACAAGAUUCAACAACAAUGACAUGGCCCCAAGCAUUCAGACAGCUAAUCAAGCCGUCGAUGAUGCUCUCGCAGCAUGCAAUCAUGCCAUGAGAUGUGGUGUUUCUCAAUCUUUGAAAAAAAAACACUCCAUGUGA
Molecule: messenger RNA, 1542 nt
Organism: Cylindrotheca closterium
Lineage: Eukaryota; Bacillariophyta; Bacillariophyceae; Bacillariales; Bacillariaceae
Source: the annotation of a GenBank genome assembly